AUGACGUAUGACUAUCAAGGGAGCAUAUUUGUCCCCACUGCUGAGGGGCAAGACUUCGAGCUGAGACCAGCUUUCCUCAGUCUUAUAGCACAGCAGCAAUUUGGCGGAGGUUCUCUUGAAGACCCGCAUGCUCACCUUGAGCGGUUUAUCCGGAACUGCAGCACUUAUAGAGUCAACAACAUCUCAUCAGACUCUAUUAGGCUGGCAUCGCUCCAUUUUUCACUGAGGGACACCGCGGAAGAAUGGUUGAAUUCUCAGCCUCGGGGAAGUAUUACAACAUGGGAGGACUUGGCUGAAAAGUUCACCACCAAAUUUAUGCCGAGGUUUGUUCUGAGAAGAAAGGGAGAGGAGAUCACCAACUUUGCUCAAUCUGAAGCAGAGAACUUGCAUGAGGCCUGGGAGAGAUACAAGAGGUUGUUGAGGAAGUGUCCUCAACACAAUAUGUCAGAGGCUGAGAAGAUAACAAGAUUUUAUGAUGGACUUUUAUAUUCUGUGAAGUCCACAUUUGAUGCUGCAGCAAAGGGUGAGUUUGACUCCCUACCACCCCAUGAGGCGAGGAUGCUUAUUGAUAAUAUGGCGGCAAGGGCAGUGAAUACAAUAUCAGAUCGCCACACCAGCAAGAGGGUGUUUGAAGUGGAGGCUGUGGACCAAAUUAUAGCUUCUAACAGACAGCUUGCCAAACAGAUGCAUGAGAUGCAGAAGCAAUUCCAGGAAGUGAAGAUGAUGCAAGCUGGCCGAGGCUGUGUGACUUGUGGAGGCCCAGAUUGUGGAGAUUAUUGCAGAGUCACAACCACUGAAGAGGAGGCAAAGUACAUGGGCCAAGCACCUUUCUCCAACAACUAUAACUCUAGUUGGAGGAAUAACUCAAAUCUAGCAUGGGGAGACCGAGGAAACAAUUAUCAGAAGCCCUACAACAACCAGAAUUUCCAAGGUCAAGGUGCAAGGCAGCAAGAGCAAGCGCCUAGUGGAGGUAAGAGAAGUAUGGAAGAGCUGUUUAAGAGCUUCUUGGCUCAGCAAGAUGAAACUGCAAGGAAGCAUGAGGAGGCCGAUAAGAAGAGGGAUGCUGCAAUGAGGAAUAUGGAGAAUCAAAUAGGCCAGCUUGCCAAGCGCUUGUCAGAGAGAGAGUCCGGGCAACUUCCUUCAGACACACAACAGCCUAGACUUGAGAAUGCCUCAGCCAUUACUACCAGGAGCGGAAAAGUGUUACCUACUGUGGAGGUGCCAGUUGAGAAGGUAGUAGAUGAGAAGGUGAGAGUUGAAAAAAAUAAAGAGAAGGAGUUGAAAAUUAGAGAGGGAGAAAAAAGUGAGGUAAAGGAGAAUAAGGUGCCCUUCCCGAAGGCGUUGAUGAAGAAGAACUUGGAGAAGCAAUUUGCCAAGUUUGUUGCUAUGUUCAGAAAGUUGCAUGUGGAGCUGCCCUUUUCUGAAGUGCUAGAGAAGAUGCCUCAAUAUUCAAAAUUCAUGAAGGAAAUCUUAUCCAAGAAGAGGCGGCUGAGUGAGAUGGAUGAGGUAGUGAUGCUUUCUGAGGAGUGUAGUGCUAUUAUUCAGAGGAAGCUACCAGUCAAGAUGAAGGAUCCCGGGAAGUUCAUGUUGCCCGUGGAGUUUGAAGGCAAAGGAGAGACCAAGGGGCUGAUUGACUUGGGUGCUAGUGUGAACUUAAUGCCCCUCUCGAUGUUUGAGAGGCUAAAAAUUGGUGAGCUGAAGGGUACCAUGAUGCAUCUCCAGCUAGCUGACCGUUCUAUUGUGACUCCCUGGGGUGUGUGUGAAGAUGUGCUAGUGAAGGUGGGGAAGUUCUAUUUCCCCGCAGAUUUUGUGAUCCUGGACAUGGAUGAGGAGGAUGAGAUGCCUCUAAUCUUUGGGAGACCUUUUCUUGCCACUACUAAAGUGAAAAUUGAUGUUGAGAAGAGGGUAGUCUCUUUGAAGUCCUAUGGUAAGAAGAUGAAGAUUAAGAUGCCAGAUUUGCAAGAGAAGCCGAAGGAGAAAGGAGAUGCUCUCUUGGUGGAUUUGAUGAAGAUAUGGAGUGAUGAGAGUCUGGAGAGUUUCUUCCGCAAGGAGGGACUUCCAGCGAAGAAAGAACCGCUCCCAGCUGAGAAGAAGGCACUCCCAGUGCUGGAGGAGUCACAUGCUGUAGAAGAAAAGAAGCCACCUCCUGUGGUGAAGAAGCAACCUGUGAAGGGGCGUCCUCCAUGGAUGUCCAAAUUUUGGAGAAGGAAGGUGCUGUCUAGUCCUGUCCGUGGUGAACAGGUGUGCUAUGUGUUUGAUGCAAGCUUUGAUGAGGAAACCCCUCAUGGUGCAACCCACCAGGGGUACAACCCCGGAUAG
Molecule: messenger RNA, 2319 nt
Organism: Lotus japonicus
Lineage: Eukaryota; Viridiplantae; Streptophyta; Magnoliopsida; Fabales; Fabaceae
Exons: 1
Coding region: 1-2319 (772 amino acids)
Source: RefSeq, a predicted model, not a curated record